Molecule: messenger RNA, 5054 nt
Organism: Ylistrum balloti
Lineage: Eukaryota; Metazoa; Mollusca; Bivalvia; Pectinida; Pectinidae
Exons: 1
Coding region: 90-4886 (1598 amino acids)
Cellular component (GO): cytoplasm
Molecular function (GO): protein binding
Source: RefSeq, a predicted model, not a curated record
UCGAUAAUGCUAACCUAAACAGAGAUGAGCUGUUGGUGGGUCUUCUGAAUCGUAUCUUGAACCCAAAGCUGUUGAGUAAUCCAUCAUCAAUGCCAAUGCGACAGCUUGAAAAAGAAUUUAUGAAGACAUAUGGAAAACAUUUGUCUGAUAAAAGAUUCAAAGAUGUAGCAGGAAUUCCUCUCGAUUUGUUUAUUGACAAAUAUCCCCAAUCAUUUGAAAAAUAUAGCAAAAAGGGCGAGGUGAUGCUGAGAUCCUUAAUGCGCAAACCAACCAACAAAAUAAAAAGCCCUUCUUUGGUAAAGAGAUGCGAUUCGGCAUCUUCAAGUGUUGGUACUGACACUUCUUUCUACACUGCAAAUGAAAACAUUAGUGAUGUCGGUUUAUCUGAAAAUGAGAGCUAUCCACAGGAAUGUUAUUUGGAUGAUAAACAAAACAUAGAUGAUAAAAAUUUAACGUCUUCACAAGGUGACGACGACGAUUGCCUAACACCGCGAAAUGCAGAGGUUGAAGAUGCGAGUGAUUCCAGUGGUGAAUGGAAAGAAGUGAGAAAAAGGAAAAAGGGAAAAGCUAAGACGUCUAGCAGAUACAGCCAAAAACAUUCGGACAGGUUAAUGAGCGGCUCUUGGAAAACACCUCUUGUCUCAACAAUUCAGACUAACAGAGAUACUGAAAAUCAGAGGUUACUGCAAGACCUGCUGUCACAACCAGAAGAUAAGAAAUUAAGAUUUGUCCCCGAGAAUGUUUACCGAUGUCAUUUGAAAUGCAUGGUGGAUAUAGUGAGCAUGUGGAAUACUCCAUGUGCAUCUCCAGCUUAUAUUGUGUUGGGUGUUGCCAAGGAAUUGAACAGUCCACUUCAUUUACAAGGAUUAGUUUCACAAUAUAAUCUUCAAAUGUUUAAGUCUUACUUCGAUGAAGACAUUUUCACAACUGUGCCUGAAUUUUCCUACUUUGAAGCCACAAAUAAUGAUAAAGCAUUCGGUGUUUUUACAAUACCGAGCAGCGAAGGACACACCAAGCCAUGCAUAGUAAACUGUUCAAAAUCAGACAGCAUGCAAAUUGUUCAGGAAUCACAGCUGUGGUACAGACCUGGUUUGGAGAAUAUUGUAUGCGAACCAAGAGAGGAAGCAUUUACACAGAUAUACAACUGGUUCUACAGCAAGCCGUCAUCCUCUGCAUUGCCUCCUGAGGAGGAAAUAGGAUAUGACAAGGAAGGUGAAAAAACGGGAUCCUUUACCAAACACCGUUCACCGCACAUCUAUAAGACGAUCAGUGAUUUACAAAGAUUUAUCAACAUAAGAAAGGAUCAUUUUGUUUUAAUUGCAGGUGAUGUCCCUUCCGGGUUGUCUCAUCUUGACGCAGUAUCUCUUAUUCCAUGGAUUGCAGUUUUCGACUUAGAUGCGAACAGCAGAGACAAUGGUCUGUUGCGUGCAAAUGAACCACUAAUUGCAAAGGAUAGAUCAUUGCAAAUUACAACAUGGAAGGAUCCAGCGGCGAGCAUAGUUGAAGAAGGAACGAGAUGGUGCUUUAUUCGAGGUCGAAGAGAUGACCCAACAAGUAAAAUAAAUCCAAUUGGCGACGUACGCAAAUGGCUCAGAACAGUUCAAUCAUCACUUGAUGCCCACAUGGAUCAGCUCAGAAAAUUUGCCUCUGAUUACACCAUAUUAAACAUUGUUGUUCUAUGGCCCAGUGAGGAAACAAUCGCCCCUUUCGUGCAGAAGAUUUUGUCGAAACUUGAUGAAAACAUUGAUCCACCACCUAAAAUCAUUUUGUUUAUGCCACAACAGCUGACGUCAGUCGGGCCAGCGAAACAUGUAUACGAGUUGUUGUGUAGCGAAUAUCAACAAAACCUUACUGUGUUCCAGGUGGAUUUCAAAGAAAUUAUGAAAGGGCUGAAGAGUUUCUUGCCAAGAAAUGGACCUCCGAUAUGUAAAAAAUUUGAGCUUCCCCAUUCAGACGAAUACAUGAACCAUGACAUAACAGAUGAAAAUGCAGCAUGGCUACGUGAAGAUUUGAACGUCUUGUUCUUGAAAAGUCCAUAUGUCAAAGAGAGUGAAGAUCUGGAAGUUCUCCAAGAGGAAAAAAACAAAUUCUAUCGAGGUGGAACACUUCAUUGGUCCACGUGGUAUGGCUGUAAUUCUAGAUCUUUGGACGUCCCACGAGAUGUCAGAGACUCAUUUGCAAAGACAAUACAAGAGCGCAUCAAUGAAAAUCGCGGGUGCCUUAUUUAUCUGUAUCAUGAUCCUGGGUCGGGAGGGACAACACUUUCACAAAGGCUGUUGUGGGACUUUCACACUAAGGUUCCCAGUAUCCAUCUGAAAACGAGGACGUACACAUCGACCAGAUCGCUGAGAGAGAGGAUUGAUUUUCUCUAUGAAAAAACACUUCUACCAGUUCUUUUACUUGUAGAUGGAGAGGAUGAAACAAAGGUGAAAUUUAUGUUCAGAGAGUUAAAUGCCAGAAGUCCUACCAUCGUCAUUUGCGUGAAACGCCACCCUUUCCAAGGGCACGAAAAAAAGAGUUAUCCAAAAGUGCAAGGGCACGUAUCCAGUGCUGAAGCAAAGAACUUAGCAAUGCAAUAUAUAGAACAAUGUAAAGAUGACGAAAAGAAGCAAAGAGAAGUGAGCAGAAUCUAUGAAGAUGUCAAAAAAAACCAACCCCAUUAUCUGUACGAAUUUGGAUUAGCAGCUUUCCUUCAUGAAUUCACUGGAUUAGCAUCUUAUGUCAAAGGAUAUCUACAACCCCAUUGGACUCCUCAUCGUGAAGGCAUUAACGACAUUCCAAGAAUUCUUGGGUACUUGUCCUUGGCAUAUUUUUAUGGACAUACCUCUCUUCCCAGUCAAUUUUUUGCAGAAUUACUGCACAAACCGUCGAACUAUUCUGUUGAUCUUGACGAUUUUCCUCAUCCGAUCGGACUUUUCAUCGUUCCAGAUGAUACUGAGGGAAGACGAAAAAACAUACGGAUAUGCCAUUAUUUGAUUGCGAAAGAAAUCCUUGAAUUCAUUCUUGGUAGUGGAAAGGAACAGAAAAGUCAUUCAAGCAAUGAUCUUAGCAUAUCAGCAAAGCAAAAUCUUUCAGAGUUUUGUCUUGACCUAAUAGGUUAUGCCAGCAACAAGAGGUUAAAGAGUGGACUUACAACUGAAACUAUUGUUCAUUGCUUGACAAGAAUAUUCAUUUUUCGUGACUACAAAGAAAUGGGUCAGACCACAGAGGUGCGAAGGAAACCGGUAUUGUCAAGAAUUAUGAAUGAUAUUUAUUCCACCCCUCCAUCCUUCACUGAACGCCAACAGGUUCUAGAAAAGUUGACUCAAAGUUUUCCAAAUGACGCAAGCUUUUUAGCUCACCUCGGCAGAUUCUACUCAUUCUGUAAACCCGACGAAAUUGAAAAAGCUGAGGAAUGCUUCAAGAAAGCAUUGGAACUGUGUCCAAAGUGCAGGGACGAAGAAAACUUGGAAACAAUAGAUGAUCGAUCGAAGACAAUUCUAGUACAAGUAUACCAUAUGUUUGGAACAGUGUUGCAAAGGCGUUUAGGUAGGUACACUGGGAAUGCUGCUCAUGACAAACCUGAGAAGGAAACAAAAAAUGAAGACUUCAGAAAGAGACUUGAGGAAAUCUGCGAAGUCGCAAAGAAUGCUUGCAAGUUAUUUGAAAAUUGCAGAAGGUACACCGCGACUGGACAAGAAAAUGGAUAUGGAUAUAUUGGAGAGAUAACAGUCCGUCUACAAGUUUGUGAUUUUGUACAACGAAACUACCAAAAUGGAGACAAUGCAGUUGGAAUCAAAGGGUUCUUGUCUUCGAGUGGUAAAGGAAAAUCCGCUACGAAGAAGUUUCUGCAAAAAAGUGGAUACAUCAUACCAAAUUUGAUUUCAGAAUGUUACAUGGUCGUGGAAAAGGACGAUAUUGAUUCUGGUUUGAAAAAGUCAGUCAUUUGGUACAAUCAUUUAUUUCAAGCAAAGAAGAUGAAUUUGGAAGGUUUGGCAGUUCAUGAAGACAAUAACUCCUACCGAUUGAAAAUCGCCAUUAAAAAACAGCAGUAUGCCAAAUCUACGGACUCGCUGACUUUGAUUGAAUGUGUCGAUAAGCAUCAGGAUAUCAAAGAAAUAGUGGAAUGUUAUGAGAAAAUCUUCCAGAAUUUGACCUAUACCAACAUUCUUAGUUACAGAAAACGACAAGAAACAGAACUUGAAUUUAUUGAAUGGUUAAGCGCUAUCAGACAUAGGCUGUGCUUGAAGAAGUACACAAUUGUUGAUGUUCUCGCGCAAGUUGAGAUUUGGGAUGAAAAAAUACCUUCAGCAAUGUCAAAGUUUUACAUUUUUAUCUUGAAAAGCUUACUUGGCAUUGGAACUGUUAACCAGAAAGGGGACACUGCAAAGUUACUUGAUGCACAAGCCAUGAUCAACCAGAUGCAGCGUUAUGGACGAUCAGUCUUGAGGCCAAAAUACCCAAGAGAAUGGAUGGGAGCAUCAGAUGAUGGUAUCAAACGUCUAAUACCCGGGACGCGUUAUCUGGGAUUAUCAUCUGAUGAUCAGAUGCAAGGUCAGCGAAAUACACGUUUAUUCAAGGGAACAAUUACUUCCCCAAACAACAAGAAGGCUGCAGGCAUCAUACAACUUGAUCUGGAUGACAACGAUAUUGAAGUCAGAGUGUUUUUCAUUCCAAAUAAUGUGAAUCUUUCGGGAACUCAGUAUGCUGGAAAACGAGUAGAAUUUGAAUUGGCCUUCAGUCUACAUAAUGGUUAUGAAGCCUUUGCAGUGAAGCUGUUACGACUUUAUGGUUGCACCAAAUGCAGCUCAUCAGCCGAAAUAUGCAGUAGAGAAAGUAGUGGCAAGUGUCCAUCUUGCGAAACAGUGAUCCAAAAGGACGAUCUGACACUUAUUCAAAGAAAAUAGAGUUCAUAGUAUAAUGAACAUUUGAAACCAAGAACAGAUCAAUCAUCCAUGGUACUUUGUAGACUUUUAGAUAUUUUUGAAUGAACUACAUCUAAGAUUUCUAAACACAAACAUUAACAAUGACAAUCAUUGGUGUAAAAAGGAUUGAAGAAUUUGAACAUUCCUUAA